AGAAACUAUGUUUACAUGUCCUAUCAAUAAUUGUAGUGCGGAAAUCAAAAUCAUUGAAAAGUCACCACUAAUGCGGGCUCCAUCACAAAGAAGUAUGAGCAUAGAUGAAGGAUCACAAGAUCCGUUAAUAUUUGGUAAAAAUUCUUUAGUGAAUCUAGAUACAAUCGUAGAAGAGAACUCCGAAAAUAAUUCACAAAACAAAGAACCUGACAUACCUGACUUCACUACAAGUAAUUUACCAUCUAAACGUGUUGGUGAAGCUACCUCUGCUAAAUCGUCAAAUAAAAAAAAGAAAUCUGCAAAUAGAGAAGAUUCUCCCAUAUUGAAAAGACUUAUUCAGAAACUGUCAACUAAUGAUCCCAGAAAAACACAAACAGCCACAUCAGCAUCUAUGAAAAUGACGGAAAUUAAUAAUUCGCAAAGAAUACCACAAGAAGUGAAAGAUUUCUUCAAAAAUAACUCGACGUGGUCGUUACUAAAGUUUCUUCAGUAUAGAGAGAGAACCGAAAGUUUCACAUAUGAAAAAGAUAAGGAACAUAUGUUUUAUAAGAGCGCGUUGACCAUGAUUUCCGAUGAGCAAGCUCAAUUAUGUCUCCUCAAUUUUGAAGUUAAGUAUAUGAGAUGUGUAAUACCACAACCAGCUGGAUUCGUUCUGGCGGGUGAGAGAGGAGUUCGUCUUCCCUCGGCACUCUUGAAUAUACUACACGUUAGUUGCCAUGACGCAAUAGGUUGGAGGGAGAAAAUUUCUCAGAGUGUUGAUAAUUUCUGGAGUGAGAUCGAGAAAAAACAUUUAAAAGACAAUAUCGAAAAAGGAUCGUUAGGAUACAUCAUUGACGUUAUAGAUGAUUCGGCCGAGGAUUCCAAAAUUGCAAGGAAAUUUUUAUCCAACGAGCUAAAAUCAUUUGUAACAAGUUCUUUGAAGCGAGAUUGUUCACAUGUGGAAACUUCUCAAGAUCAUUCCAAUUUUCACACACCAGAUCACAGUAAGAAGACCAGAACAGACAUGUCCAAUCUCUCAUUCGAUGAGUACACCAAUGCUGUUAACGCCGUCAAUUCUGUUCAAAACGAUAAAGAAUCUGCCCACACAAACCCACUCUGGUGGGGUGUUCUAGACUUUCGUGAGGAGAACGUGUCUCCGAGUCCAAGCCUUCCCCGUGCAAAGAAUUUUCUCUCAGCUAAUGAAAUUGAUCGUUUGAUGAAUAUGACACAAAAUGCUAUUCAAGAAGAGAAUGAAAAGAUAAGUAAAUCAGCUAAAUCACUUUUAGAAGCAUUGUUAUUAUCGGAAAUCGUUAGCCUCCAACUUCUCGCAAAGGAAUGUGGUGCACGUGGAGUAGUCGGUGUAUGUGAUCUUUUGCAAAGAUCUGCUGGUAAAAUGCAGGAUGUUGAUAAUAAAAAAAUAAUUCAAAAUCAUCUCGCAAACGUAGAUGCUGAUGACGCUACAAUAUAUAUCGGGAGAUGCAUUGAGGACAGUUAUGAAUGGAUCAGUCGUUUUCAUGGACAAUGUCAAUCUGAACGAACCGUCGACAUGUUCCUUGUUGGGCCUUUUGCAAAAACCCCGCAAACUAUAUUCACAUAUGGCGAAAACCACUCAGAUGCUGACCGCGGGGAUAAAACGGAUCGUUCCGGGACUAGUCGUGUUGGCAAAUCAUGCGAUUUUUUAUAUUGG
This is a messenger RNA of Dentiscutata heterogama, 1666 nucleotides long. The record is from the annotation of a GenBank genome assembly. NCBI's taxonomy places the organism in Eukaryota, Fungi, Glomeromycota, Glomeromycetes, Diversisporales, Gigasporaceae.